GCCCGCUGCGGAGGUUUAAAAAUGUCUGACCAGAAAAAUAUUGUACACAGAGCACGUUGUAUUCAAAAGCUACUGCCUGAGAACAAUUUCCAAGAUAUUGAGGAUCAUCUUAAAGAACUUGAAGAUGUUGAUAUGACUAUGGAAUAUCUUCAGAGGACAGAAAUUGCCAAAGCUGUAUACAGAGUACUCAAGAGCUGCGCUUCAGCAGAGUUGAAAAAGAAAGCAAAGCAGUUAUUAUCAAGGUGGAAAGCACUUUACAAGAACAACUGUGUUCAGUCAAUGCAAGUUAAAACGUCAGUUUCUGUAUAUGUGAAAGAGGAAAUUGAACAUCUCAGUGUGGUUCCUAGAGGGCAGUCACUGUCUGAAGGACCACAUCAGCAGGAGGCAUCAGAUGCUACUAGUUCUGAACUUUUGGUCCCAUCACAAACUGUUAAAAAUGUGGUACAUAACGACGCAGAAGGCAGCAUGAAUCAGCUUUCUUCUUUUGAGGAAUACCACACUGAUAAUGAAGACUCUGAACGUCUUGUUAACGAAGCAAGUCUGCGGCAGGAUCCAAUGGGAGCUCUGAGAUGUAAAAGUACGGAUCUUCUUUAUAAAGCUUUGACUGGUUCUGCCAAAGACGAAGAAGAAACUGAUAAAUGGUUAGAGCUAUCUAAAGAAAUUGAAGAACAUAUUUUUGCUCUUCAUGCAAAAAAUGACAAAAAGUAUAAAAAUUGCAUCAGAAGCAAAAUCUCUAACCUGAAGAACCCUAAAAGUUGCCACUUAAAACAUAACCUUUUCUCAGGGAAGUUGAGUCCAAAGACUUUUGCUGAGAUGACAGUGAUGGAAAUGGCCAGCGAUGAACUGAAACAGCUCAGGGCUCUGUACACAGAAUCAUCUGUUCAAGAACAUCAGCUUCCACAAGUUAUUAAUGGCACACAGACAAACAAAAUAAAGUGUAGGCGCUGUGAAAAAUUUGAUUGCACUGUCACUGUGAUUGCCAGAGGAACUCUUUUUCUUCCAGGUUGGGUGAGAAACACAAGUCCAGAUGAACAAAUGUUGACUUACGUUAUUUGUAAUGAAUGUGGAGAACAGUGGUAUCACAGCAGAUGGAUUUGUUUGUAACGCUAUCCCUCUUUAAUAAGUGGUUUAGAUACAUAGAUAUGAGAAAGCAUCUCUGUUGAAAGUAUAUAAUUUAAAAUUUUGUAUUGAUGUUAUGUAGGUGCUGCCACUAAAAAGUGCAAAAUCAAUUUUAAAAAAAUCGCUGUUAUUUUUGAAGAUGACUUGAAUAAAUCUGUGUGGUUCUAAGUAAUGUCAAUAUGUGAAGAAAUAAAAUAAAAAAGGGAAAAAAUGGUAAUGCUGUAUCUAAGAGAGAACUAUUCACUAGAAAAUCCAUUAAAAAUAUUCCAAGUGCUGCAAUUUUUUUCCCCAAGGUACUGAGUACUUGGAAUUUUCAUUAUCUUCAGCAGAAGUUCUCUCACAGAACUUGUUUCAUUUACAGUAAACAAACUGUUUCCAAAACUGCAGUUCACAUACUUGCGUGCAUUGCAGAAUGUUCAGCAUGGAUUCACUCCUUAGUUAAAUCACUUUUUGCAAAUAAGUGUUAGAUUAUUAAGUUGGUUUGAGAGGUAAUGUCUAAAAGGAAAAAAGGAAUGAAAAAUAGAGUGUAAAAGGGGGAGAAGGCAGCUAGCAAAUGAAAGCAAAAAUGCAAUUCUGCUUUAGCUUUUUAUAGCUAUUGGGAGGAAAAUAUGAUUUGUGACAAUCUAUCAUUUUGCAGUUCAGAUUUGCUAUAUAAGAUGGUGUGUCCUGCAACUGUUAAGAAAUUAAUGCAA
Gavia stellata (red-throated loon) is the source of this 1811-nucleotide messenger RNA. RefSeq names its product transcription elongation factor A N-terminal and central domain containing (gene TCEANC). Gene Ontology annotation, cellular component: nucleus. NCBI's taxonomy places the organism in Eukaryota, Metazoa, Chordata, Aves, Gaviiformes, Gaviidae. The record is from RefSeq and is a predicted model, not a curated record. Gene Ontology annotation, biological process: DNA-templated transcription. The transcript has 2 exons. The coding region runs from base 22 to 1104 and encodes 360 amino acids.